AUGGCGUCUUCCCUGAGCCGAAAGGCUGGUUUCAGACAGCUGGUAAGAGUUGCAAGCACACCGAGCCGAAUAAGCCAGCGAUGUUAUGCAAGUGCUGCUGCAGUCCCGACUUCGUCGACCAUACCAGCAAAGGAUCAGACACAGAUCAGACGAGAUGCCUCCUUGCCAAACCCAGAUCCCUCCGCAGACUCUCCAACGACGACAUUCCUCGACCAGUCCGCACCCUUUAUGAUUCCUACCUACGUCCGCCCACCUCCUAUGAUGGUUCAGGGUGAAGGUUCGGUCCUGUACGACAACGAGAACAGACGAUAUCUCGACUUUACUGCAGGCAUAGCAGUCAACUCUCUAGGUCACGCAGACCCCGAAAUCACAAGAAUCAUUGCCAACCAAGCACAAACACUAAUUCAUGCUUCAAACCUUUACCACAAUCCCUGGACACCGACAUUAUCCAAGCUUCUUAUCGAGGAAACUAAGAAGCAGUCACCCGGCUCGCCCCUCGACCAAGUCUUUAUUGCGAACUCUGGUUCAGAAGCCAAUGAAGCAGCAAUUAAGUUUGCCAGAAAGGUGACCUAUGCGAAAGAUCCCGACACGAAACAGAGGGAGAUUGUGUCAUUUCACGGCUCGUUCCAUGGUCGUACCUACGGAUCACUUUCAGCGACGCCGAAUCCGAAGUACCAGACUCCAUUUGGGCCCAUGCUACCUGGGUUCCGCUACGGCACAUACAACGAUGUGGAGGGGGUCAAAGAGCUGGUCAAUGAGAAUACUGCAGGUGUGAUCGUUGAGCCAAUUCAGGGUGAGGGAGGCAUCAAUGUGGCUACCCCGGAGUUUCUCAAGGCUCUUCGCCAAAGAUGCGACGAGGUUGGUGCAGUACUGAUCUUUGAUGAGAUUCAGUGCGGCCUGUCUCGUACUGGUGACCUUUGGGCCUAUACUGCUUCUGGGGUCCACCCCGACAUCCUGACCACCGCGAAGGCGCUUGGCAAUGGCAUUCCCAUCGGAGCCACACUUGUAUCGGGCGAGACCGUCGCACCCUUCAUCAAGACGGGGGAUCACGGAACCACAUUCGGAGGAAACCCACUUGCAUGCCGAGUAGCUCAUCACGUCUUUGGCCGUCUGGCAAAGCCCCAGUUGCAAGAAGAGGUCAGACUCAAGUCGACACUGUUCUUUAGUGCAUAUGAAACCCUGAAGGAGAAAUUUCCUGGUAUCAUCUCAGAGGUCAGGGGCCGAGGCUUGAUUGUUGGCUACCAAUUGAGUGACGAGGCCAAAGGCAAAGCUACAGAAAUCAUCACGGCGGCUCGAGAAAGAGGACUACUCGUUAUCACCGCUGGCGACGGUGUCGUCAGGAUUGUGCCUCCUCUUACCAUUUCGUACGAAGAGAUCAAUCAAGGACUGGCGAUAUUGGAGCAAGCAAUGGACGUUGUUUUCAACAAGCCUGAAGACGUCAAGGACACGAAAGGCCAACAGGAAAUGGCUGGACACUAG
Messenger RNA from Exophiala viscosa, 1479 nucleotides. Its product is annotated as acetylornithine aminotransferase. The transcript has a single exon. Gene Ontology annotation, biological process: arginine metabolic process. NCBI's taxonomy places the organism in Eukaryota, Fungi, Ascomycota, Eurotiomycetes, Chaetothyriales, Herpotrichiellaceae. Gene Ontology annotation, cellular component: mitochondrial matrix. The coding region runs from base 1 to 1479 and encodes 492 amino acids. Gene Ontology annotation, molecular function: identical protein binding; transaminase activity; pyridoxal phosphate binding. The record is from RefSeq and is a predicted model, not a curated record.